Messenger RNA from Trichosporon asahii var. asahii CBS 2479, 798 nucleotides. RefSeq lists its product as uncharacterized. NCBI's taxonomy places the organism in Eukaryota, Fungi, Basidiomycota, Tremellomycetes, Trichosporonales, Trichosporonaceae. The coding region runs from base 1 to 798 and encodes 265 amino acids. Gene Ontology annotation, biological process: positive regulation of DNA-templated transcription, elongation; positive regulation of transcription by RNA polymerase I. Gene Ontology annotation, cellular component: CTDK-1 complex. The transcript is spliced from 2 exons. The record is from RefSeq and is a predicted model, not a curated record.
AUGUCGCUCGAUGCUUUCGAGGCGCGGCUGCAGUUCAUCAAGCUGCUCAAGACGCUGAACGCGUCGCAGGCGAGCAUUGUCAAGGUCGUCUCGUUCGCGAUAAAGUAUGGCCCGCGCUGUGGCGAGGAUCUCUGGACCUGUGUCGUGGACGAGGUGGACAAGGCCUCGCUCAACGCGCGCAUCAACAUCCUGUACUUCCUCGACGGGCUGAUCGAGGCGUCGUCCCAGGUCGAGGGAGUACCGUACAUCGGCCUGAUCGAGAGCUCUCUUCCAGCGCUAGUCGAGAAGGUAGUCCCCAACACGUCAAAGGGCUACAUCAACCUGAAGAGCACGCGCGAUAUUCUGCGAUCUUGGGCGACACAGCGUCUCUUGAACCCAACGAUAGUGCAGGAGGUGCUCGACUCGCUCGACGCGCAGACCUUCACGGGCGGCAGCGGGACGCCCGCUCAAGGUGGCGACGACGAGACCCAGGCAGCAGUAGCAGCAGGACCAGGCGGGGGCAGCGAGGACACGCCCGGCUCCAAUGGAAGUAAGCGGAAGCGCGAGAGCAUGAAGCGGAGCGAUGUCCUGUUGCGCAUCGAGGAGGACCGCGAGCGGCAAAAGCGCCUGCGUGAGAAACGGUGGAUCCUCCCCAUCCCUGCUCCCGGGAGCGAGGUGAAUCCGGCUGACGUCGAGUUUGAUCUCAUGUGGGACGCGCUCGAGGUCGCUCCGGGGCUCGACGACGACGAUCGCGAACGCAUGCGCCACGACCUCGCGGCGGCAGGACUCGCCCGUGAUCAGCGGGCUCAUGUGUACUAG